AUGUAACAAAACAUAGUGUUUGAUAUCUCCUCAGAGAAUAGCUCAUCAUCAGAUGAGGAUGAGUUCAUAAAAAUGGAUUAGCAAAACAGCUCAAUCUUAAGCAUAAGAGCUCCUAAUUUAUUCGAUAGUGAUACUCCCCAGGAAUUCUAAUAAAUCCCAGAAGCCACACAGUCGUUAAGAAAACAACACACAGUCACUUUCGAAACUUUGAAUACCAACGAAGGUGAAAGAAGACAGUUAAACAAAUGGAAUUUGUCAGAAAAAGAAAAUAGAAAUCGUAAUUCUUUUACAAUCACAACGGAAGUGACAGAAAAAGAUAGAGGGAAUAUAAAAAAAAAUGUAAAUGAAAUUAACAAUAACAAAUUAAGUCCAAUACAUGUAAUUAUUUGUAUUAAUUACAAUCUAGAAAAAUAACCCUAUUAGCCAAAGAGAGUCUCCAAUGUCAACUAUUCAUCAAUUGAUAAUUUCUAGAAUUAAUCUAUGGCAUAGAAAUUAUUAGAAUUGGAUUUACCUGCUCUUAUUUCAUAAAUUACAAAUAAGAGAAGAGUCAAUAAUAACAAUAACAAUAAUAGUUUUCAUAAUCACAAUAAUACUUUCUACAAUUCAAAUCCCAAACCCUAGAUGUCUCAAAAGUAAGGAUGUAUUGUUAGAUAAUCAUUUAAUAAACAAGGGUCCUAAGGGGAUAUACCAAUUGUGCAAUAAACUAGAGAGAGAUCUAUCACUAUGAUUUUAAGACAACCAGGAAAGAUUGUUAAUUAAAAGUAGUUAAAAAGCAAUAGCAUUGCUUUGAGAAAAUGA
Molecule: messenger RNA, 798 nt
Organism: Paramecium tetraurelia
Lineage: Eukaryota; Ciliophora; Oligohymenophorea; Peniculida; Parameciidae
Exons: 4
Source: RefSeq, a predicted model, not a curated record